AAUUUACGGAAUUAACAGUAGGAUGUCACGCAUUAAUGUCUAAUAAGUAAAUAUUAAGCCAAUGGAGUCAUUAACUGAACCAGUUAGAAAAAGCGCUUUAGACGUGGUGCAAUAUAAUCUUCGCGCUGCUGGUUACAAAUCUUACAUUACGCGGGUCGUUUACUUUGGGGAAUAUCACGGAACUCACGAAGUUUUACGAAAGAGAAUGGAGAAUAUUAUACGGGAUUUACGCGCGGAUUACAAUAACAUGCCCAUCACGGGACUGUUUCUUGUCUACCCGACAUGUUACAUCCACGUGUUAGAGGCGUGGGAAGAUAUCAUUUAUAAGCACUACGAGCUUGUGUACGCCGUGGACGACGAUGAAUGUAAAUUCGGGAGAGCAAUUCCCCUGCCUUCGUAUCAUCACGUUCAUCAAAGAUACUUCUCGGGGUGGUGCCACGUCUACACGAUACCGCCGACCUUACUGGGGACGUUAGAAGCUCGUACGUUGGACGAAAUUCUAAAGCAAGUCUCAAACUGUCUAAUAAAGGUGUACACGUUAUGCGAGUAUAUUGCGAACGCGGUGCGUGAAAAGUCGAUCGACGUUCAAGACGUGCUACGGAACUUGGGAGACAAAGCGGCCCGGUAUCUCCCCGAGAGCACGCUCCUCGAGUUUCUCUUGAACGUGAACUCGUCCGUGCUCAAAACCGUCGAGGAGUAUUUGCAAAUGUAUUCCGAUGCGUCGCCGAGCCCGUUCUGGGACGAUAAUAAUGUCUGGCCACCGCCUUGCGAUAUUAUGCCUCGCGACGUGUACGACGGUCGAACGGUUCCGAAUCACCGGAGCAGCGAAAAGUAGAGACGUGCCCUGGAAAUCCAACUGUCGCCAGCAAGACGCGGAAAUAAAAGGUGACUUGUCAUCCCUCUUUUUUUCUUCCUUGAUCUUUCCUUUUGGAUUUAAUCAAACGUGCGAAUAAAAGGGAAUUAAUAAAUAUAUAUUUUCCCAGACG
Molecule: messenger RNA, 986 nt
Organism: Wasmannia auropunctata (little fire ant)
Lineage: Eukaryota; Metazoa; Arthropoda; Insecta; Hymenoptera; Formicidae
Exons: 7
Coding region: 62-835 (257 amino acids)
Source: RefSeq, a predicted model, not a curated record